Carya illinoinensis is the source of this 1956-nucleotide messenger RNA. RefSeq names its product cytokinin dehydrogenase 1-like. The record is from RefSeq and is a predicted model, not a curated record. The coding region runs from base 1 to 1644 and encodes 547 amino acids. Gene Ontology annotation, molecular function: cytokinin dehydrogenase activity; FAD binding. Gene Ontology annotation, biological process: cytokinin metabolic process. NCBI's taxonomy places the organism in Eukaryota, Viridiplantae, Streptophyta, Magnoliopsida, Fagales, Juglandaceae. The transcript has 5 exons.
AUGGGGUCGGCAUCUUUGAGCUUUCUCAAGCAGAAUAACAUUAUACACCUCAAGAUUCUCAUGAUUUUAUUCUUAAGCUGCAUACCCGAUAGAACAAAUCUUUGUUCUAACAACUCUUUUGCCACUCUAACGGUUCCACCACGUUUCAAUUCGACCAAUAUUAGUCUUUCAUCAUUGGAAACACUUACCCUAGAUGGGUACUUCAGUUUUGAGAACAAUCACCAUGCAGCCAAGGACUUUGGCAACCUAUAUCAUUUCCUCCCAUCAGCAGUCCUACACCCAAAAUCAGUUUCUGAUAUUUCCACCACGAUAAGGCAUAUUUUCAAAAUGGGUUCUGCUUCAGAGCUCACAGUUGCUGCUAGAGGCCAUGCUCACUCCAUCCAGGGUCAAGCUCAAGCCCAUCAAGGCAUAGUUAUCAACAUGGAAUCACUUCAGGGACUUAAAAUGCAAGUUCAUACUGGAGAUAUGCCUUACGUAGAUGUUUCAGGUGGUGAGUUGUGGAUAAAUAUUCUGCAUGAAACUCUCAAACAUGGGCUGGCUCCUAAAUCUUGGACAGAUUACCUUCAUCUCACUGUUGGGGGUACUCUGUCAAAUGCUGGAAUUAGUGGGCAGGCAUUCCAGCAUGGACCCCAGAUCAACAACGUCUACCAGCUUGAAGUUGUCACAGGAAAGGGAGAAGUGGUUACCUGUUCUGAGAAACAAAAUGCUGACCUCUUCUAUGCUGUUCUUGGUGGGCUUGGACAGUUUGGCAUCAUCACCCGAGCUAGGAUUUCUCUUGGACCAGCACCAAAGAUGGUGAAAUGGAUUAGAGUGCUCUACUCAGAAUUCUCCACAUUUUCCAAAGAUCAAGAGCACUUGAUAUCAUCUGAGAAUUCAUUCGACUACGUUGAAGGAUUCGUAAAUAUAAACAGAACCGGCCUUCUUAAUAACUGGAGAUCUUCUUUCAGUCCCAAGGACCCGCUUCAAGCCAAUGAAUUCACUUCAGAUGGAAGAACUCUGUACAGUCUUGAAAUGGUCAAAUACUUCAAUCCAGAUGAGACUAAAACUAUGAAUCAGCAGGAUAUUAAAAAGUUACUGUCGCAGUUGAAUUAUAUUCCGUCCACACUCUUCCUGUCAGAAGUUUCUUAUGUGGAAUUUCUGGAUAGAGUUCAUGUGUCUGAGAAAAAACUACGAGCAAAGGGUUUGUGGGAAGUUCCUCACCCAUGGCUGAAUCUUCUCGUCCCCAAGAGCAGAAUUUCUGUUUUUGCUGAGGAGAUCUUCGGCAACAUUCUUACACACACAAGCAACGGUCCUAUCAUUAUCUACCCAGUCAACCAAUCGAAGUGGAACAACAAAACAUCUUUAGUUACCCCAGAUGAAGACAUUUUCUACCUAGUGGCAUUUUUAUCCUCUGCAGUGCCAUCUUCUACAGGAACAGAUGGCUUAGAACACAUUUUAAUACAAAACAAAAGGAUUCUAGACUUCUGCGCCACAGCCCAACUUGGAAUGAAGCAAUACCUGCCCCACUACAACACACGUGAAGAGUGGCAAACUCACUUUGGCUCUCUCUGGGAAGUAUUUGUACAGAGGAAAUCGAACUAUGACCCUUUGGCAAUUCUUGCUCCUGGACAAAGAAUCUUCCAGAAGGCAGUACGCACUUCAUGAAACAUUGAUGCUGGCCCCACAGAUGGCCACACGGUACGUAUAUGGCCAAAAAAAUAGUAGACUACGACAGUUAUCCUACACAUCUUUGGCUCUAAAUAACAAAGGUAAGUACAAGGCUAUGGGGCAGUGGAAACUUUGUUGGAACUCUGGUAAAAAAUUGACUAGUGCAAAGAGAAGAUCGCACUAUGAGUUAGAUGUAAGGCAUCAACCUCACUAAAAAAAACUUUAUUUAAGUGUAUUAAACAGAGCGAUAUGUACAGUAAUGUCCGUGUGAUUCCAUAUAUAACAUCAGAUGACAUCUCUACGAUGAAA